Diachasma alloeum is the source of this 1536-nucleotide messenger RNA. RefSeq names its product short-chain dehydrogenase/reductase family 16C member 6. NCBI's taxonomy places the organism in Eukaryota, Metazoa, Arthropoda, Insecta, Hymenoptera, Braconidae. The coding region runs from base 242 to 1165 and encodes 307 amino acids. Gene Ontology annotation, molecular function: oxidoreductase activity, acting on the CH-OH group of donors, NAD or NADP as acceptor. The record is from RefSeq and is a predicted model, not a curated record. Gene Ontology annotation, cellular component: lipid droplet. The transcript is spliced from 8 exons.
GCGCACUGACGACAGCGGUUCGAACUCGAAUGCUCCUGUAGCUGUUAGUUAUUCUUAACUUUCAUUCUCGAUUGCGAUUGCGACCCUCACCGCACCAAAUAUAUAGUUGCAUUCAAAAGAAAACGCAACUCAACUGCAUUCAGUACUUUUAGAAAUCCCAGCGGAUAGUUUUAGUCACUCAGCGGAGGAUAUUCAGUUUUCCUUACAACAAUUACAGUAAAACAUAGAAAACUAGUCAAUUAUGGUGAAUGCAUACGACGGUGUGCUGAUUCUCGCGGACGUGUGUCUGCUGUUUGUCAAAAUAUUCUUCAGUAUUUUGGAGAGUACGUACCGGCUGUUCGUGCCGGUGGAGGAGAAGAGUGUUGCUGGAGAAAUAGUUCUGAUUACCGGCGCUGGUCACGGAAUUGGACGUGAAUUGGCAUUGAAAUAUGCAUCUCUGGGUGGUACUGUAGUGUGCUGGGAUCUCGAUCCCCAGGGGAACAGAGAAACCGUUGACGAAGUCAUGAAGCUUGGUGCUACUAAGGCGCAUGCAUAUAAAUGUGACGUAACGAAUCGCGAAGAGGUAUUCAAAGUAGCCGAAAGAGUAAAAGCAGAAGUUGGAAAUGUCACGAUUCUCGUGAACAAUGCAGGUAUAAUGCCCUGCCAACCAUUUAUGGAUCACACACCCGAAGUAAUACAGAAGCUAUUCGAUGUAAACGUGAUGGCGCACUUCUGGAUGCUGCAAGCAUUUCUGCCCACGAUGAUCACCAAUAAUCACGGUCACGUCGUGGCCUUGUCCUCAAUAGCUGGCAUCGUUGGCCUCACGAAUGUGGUCCCCUAUUGCGCCAGCAAAUUUGCUGUUAGAGGUCUGAUGGAGGCCCUCACUGAUGAAAUUAAGAAUACGACGGGGAGUCGAGGAUCCAACAUCAGAUUCACUACUAUUUAUCCUUAUAUGGUCGAUACUGGAUUGUGUAAAAAACCAAAGAUUAGAUUUCCAAGUUUGAUGGCCCUCGUUCCACCGAAGGAAGCUGCGGCGCAGAUUGUGACCGCCCAGAGGCGAAAUUACGCGGAGGCAUCGAUUCCACGACAUUGGCUGACGGUUAAUACGACUUUCAGGAAUUUCCCUGAGAAAGUUUGGAGCCUCAUCAAAACAUUUUUGGACAGCGGCCUUGAAGCCCACACAUAAAACAUCUUACAGUAAAAAAUUAUUCAUGCAAAAAUUUCUCGUCCACACACGAUAAAAAAAAAUUCGUCGUUUAUGAAUAACCCUGUGAGCAAUGGAAGGAUUGUGAUUCCCAAAUUUGUAUGCAAGAGGGUAGAUAUUGCGCAUACAUAUCUUCUUGCUCACCGAAUGUUGAGUAUUCAAGUGUGCCUUGUUGUAAAUAAAUAAACCACAUUAAAAAUGUACGUAGCUUGAAGUGCCUGCACAAACAUGUAAGAUUUUUAUUAAGAGAGCGUUGAGGUACAUCUGUUGAAUUUUCUUAUUUUUUAAUAAUAUUAUAAAAUUUAUUGUAUCAAAAAAUAUAUAAAUUUAGAUGAUGUAAACGCAACAAACCA